Messenger RNA from Erythranthe guttata (spotted monkey flower), 1887 nucleotides. RefSeq names its product Protein kinase superfamily protein. The record is from RefSeq and is a predicted model, not a curated record. Gene Ontology annotation, molecular function: protein kinase activity; ATP binding. Gene Ontology annotation, biological process: protein phosphorylation. Lineage: Eukaryota; Viridiplantae; Streptophyta; Magnoliopsida; Lamiales; Phrymaceae.
UUCUAUACUCUGUUAAAUUACACUCAAUUCACUACAGAUUCUCUCUCUCACACACACACACACACACUCGCCGGAUAACUCAUUUUCCGGCAGAUUUUCCGUUCUGUUCAUUUCUCUAUUCUCUCGGUCGCUAAAGCUUACUCCGACCGAUUAUUAUACACGACGUGUGUAUGAACACUCUGUUGUGCUUAAUUUCAUUUUCUGGUAACCCAACAAAUCCAGAUUUGUGUGGUUCAAUUUCGAUUUCCAUUUGCAUGUUCGGUUUCUCAAUUCCACCACCAUUCACACAGUAAAACACACACACACACACACACGCUGUGGUUGAUUUUCAAUUUUGGAUUGAAGAUGUCAGUGUACGAUGCGGCGUUUGUGGACACCGAGCUGUCGAAGAAGACCUCGAUCUUCGGUCUCCAUCUAUGGGUGGUGAUCGGUAUAGUCCUCGGAGUCGUGAUUGUACUCAUCCUCUUCUUCUUAUCUCUCUGCGUCACCGCCUCCCGCCGCCGCAGCAGCAGCGGCAAGGGCAAGGGCAAACGCCGCCGUCAAUCGUCGCUCUCCGGCGGUGCCGAGAUUACCCCCGCCGUCUCCAAGGAAAUCCAGGAGAUCGUCCACGACAACACCUCCGCCGCCGCUCACCGCCCCAUUGCACCGCAGGGAGUACCUGAGAUACAGAUAGAUAUGGGCAAAGUGGAGCACAGAGUGGUGUUUUCCGAUAGAGGAGCAUCGAGCGGUGAGAGCAGAGCAACCAGUGGUGCUGACACUGCUUCAUUUGGAGGCAGUGGAUCAUUGCCUGAGGUGUCACAUUUGGGAUGGGGAAGAUGGUAUACAUUGAGAGAGCUCGAAGCAGCCUCUAAUGGAUUGUCGGACGAGAAUGUGAUCGGUGAAGGUGGAUAUGGUAUUGUGUAUUACGGCGAGUUGGCUGAUAAUACCCGAAUUGCCAUCAAGAAUUUGUUGAAUAAUAGGGGUCAAGCUGAAAAAGAGUUCAAGGUGGAGGUGGAAGCAAUUGGACGUGUUCGACACAAGAAUCUUGUUAGGUUACUCGGAUACUGCGUCGAAGGAGCUUACAGGAUGCUCGUCUAUGAAUAUGUGGACAACGGAAAUUUGGACCAGUGGCUUCACGGAGAUGUAGGAGAAGUCAGCCCUUUGACAUGGGAGAUUCGUAUGAAUAUUAUUAUAGGAACUGCUAAGGGCUUGGCUUAUCUACACGAGGGCCUAGAACCGAAGGUUGUUCACCGUGACAUCAAGACCAGCAACAUAUUACUCGAUCGUCAGUGGCAUCCUAAGUUGUCUGAUUUUGGACUUGCUAAGCUUUUAAAUUCGGAUAAUUCUUAUGUCACGACUCGGGUGAUGGGAACAUUUGGAUACGUUGCACCGGAAUAUGCUUGCACGGGUAUGCUGAAUGAGAAGAGCGAUAUUUAUAGCUUUGGAAUAUUGAUUAUGGAGAUUAUUACAGGAAGAUCUCCUGUCGAUUACAGUCGGCCAAAGGGAGAGGUUAAUUUAGUUGAUUGGCUAAAGACGAUGGUCGGAAAUAGAAAAUCGGAGGAAGUAAUUGAUCCUAAAAUAACGGAAAAGCCCGCUUCAAAAGCACUAAAACGUCUUAUCUUAGUAGCCCUUCGAUGUGUUGAUCCCGAUGCCCAAAAGAGGCCCAAAAUGGGGCAUGUGAUCCACAUGCUCGAAUCAGAGGACUUGCUAUCUCGCGAUGAACGAAGAGUAGGUCGAGAAUCUUCGAGUUCACAUACAGAGAUGGCUAAUAAACAAAGCAGUGAAGGUAUAUCUGAUCUUUCUAAUGGAGUGGAUAGAAAUAGGAACAACAAUAUGCCAACAACUAGAUUGAGAUAGUAUUAUCAUUAUUUGAAUUUUUUUAAUAAAUGAUUCGUUUUAUAUGCUUUA